Doryrhamphus excisus (bluestripe pipefish) is the source of this 931-nucleotide messenger RNA. RefSeq names its product heat shock protein, alpha-crystallin-related, 1 (gene hspb1). Gene Ontology annotation, cellular component: cytoplasm; nucleus. The record is from RefSeq and is a predicted model, not a curated record. Gene Ontology annotation, biological process: negative regulation of apoptotic process; response to heat; protein refolding. Lineage: Eukaryota; Metazoa; Chordata; Actinopteri; Syngnathiformes; Syngnathidae.
AUAAAAGGCGGGCUGCGUGUCAGGGGGGGGACAUUCUCAGAUUGACCAAAGGCCACCGGCAGCUCUCUUCUCCACCACAACACCCACCAUGGCAGAGAGACGUAUCCCUUUCACGAUGCUCCGCACCCCGAGCUGGGACCCCUUCCGCGACUGGAACCCGACCAGCCGCAUCUUCGACCAGACCUUCGGGAUGCCCGCCACCGUGGAGGACUUCCCCACCACCCACUGGCCGGGCUACAUGCGGCCUUCCAUGAUGCCCGCGGAGAUGGCCGCCAUGAUUCCCCACACGCCCAUCAUGUACCCGGGCGCCGUCAUGGCCCAGCAGGCUCGCGCCCUGUCCCGCCAGAUGAGCAGCGGCGUUUCGGAGAUCAAGCAGACCCAAGACAACUGGAAGGUGUCUCUGGACGUCAAUCAUUUCUCACCUGAGGAGCUGGUAGUCAAGACCAAGGAUGGCGUCGUGGAAAUUACUGGCAAGCAUGAAGAGCGUAAGGACGAACACGGUUUUGUAUCUCGAUGUUUCACCAGGAAAUACACCCUCCCCCCGAGCGCCAACGUGGAGAAGGUGACCUCCUCCUUGUCACCUGACGGCGUGCUGACAGUGGAGGCCCCUCUCGCCAAGCCGGCCAUCGAGGCCGCAGAGACCUCCAUACCUGUCGUCACUGCGGACAGCAAAAGUGGGGCGGUGAAGAAAUAGGAGGCUCACGCACAAAUCCACGCAUGCCAAUAGUUUUUUUUAACGGCAACAAAGAGCUGAGCAGAGAGCACCUUGUUUUAUGUCUGUUGAUGUUCUACCGAGCACACGCUGCCCCGCCUUUCUACGCCUGACUUCCAAAAAGCAGACCGAGCCUGAUGGAUGUCUGCAAAUAGACUUCUUUCAUCCUGAUUUAGGAAAGAGAAAGUAACAAAGCAAGAAUAAAGAUGCAAUGACCUA